AUGCCAAUCCUUAGUUCAAAAAAAGUUGUAUCUGUCUCGUCCAAACAAACACAUAAAAUUCCUACAAAUUGUGGGGAAGAGGAAGACAUUAUAGAAGUAGAAAUGGUUAGCGACAAUGGACAGGAAAAGGGAAAACAAGAGAGAGUAGAAGAAAUUUAUUAUGCAACAUAUAAAUGUAGAGAAAAGGAUAAAGAAAAAAUAGGCAAAGAAGUCAGUGAAGUUUUGGACGAGACAGAUGUCAAUGUCGACGACAGCAAACAUAAAAUAACCAAUAGAAAGCGAAAUUGCAUUCAUGAAGAGAAGUGGGAAAUUAAAGCACAAAAGAUAUGA
Molecule: messenger RNA, 330 nt
Organism: Parnassius apollo (apollo)
Lineage: Eukaryota; Metazoa; Arthropoda; Insecta; Lepidoptera; Papilionidae
Source: the annotation of a GenBank genome assembly